GUUGGCUGAUGUUGAUGCUCCGGUAACAAAUGGUCGUCUGGUUUUACGUCUCACCGGAUCCUUACCAGAGGCGUAUGGUGGUAUGGUGGACUUUAUACAAAAUCAAGAGCCUUUGCCCUCCUUUGAGAGUUGUCAUUCGAGGCUGAAAAUGGUGGAGCGUACCAUUAAGGCCCGUCACGCUCGUGAAAAUGGUGGUUCUGGUAGCAGGUCCGGUGGUGCCGCCAUGGUUGCUGCUCAUUCUUCUAUGAUGUCUGACUCCUCUGCAAGCAACAAACGCAACAACAAUAAUAAAGGGAGGGGGAAUUCGAAAAACAAUGGGAAGAAAAAGGCCCAACAAAAUUAUAAUGGGGCCGGUGCUAGUCAGCCGACACACAGCCGACACAUCAAUCAGACAGUGGCAGCCAGCCCAAGGCCCAAUCCAGCGGCCCAACGUCCUACCUCUCCUGGGUCAGGCUUACUUGGGCCCCGACCUCAAGUUUUCAAUGUUGUUGCUCCUUCUGCUUCUAGCUUCACAACCACCAACAUUGAGGCCGCUAUGCAUGCCCUUUCAUUCUCUCAACCUGAUGGUAACUACUACAUGGAUACCGGUGCUACAUCUCACAUGACGGCGGAUGCAGAUAUUCUCUCUUCUUAUUUCAAUUCAAGCAAUAAGCAUCAUAACAUUGUUGUUGGUAGUGGUCAUUUACUUCCAAUUGUUGGUCACGGUCGCACUACAUUGCCUCCCCUUCUCCACCAUUUACCCUAA
Messenger RNA from Jatropha curcas, 745 nucleotides. The record is from RefSeq and is a predicted model, not a curated record. Lineage: Eukaryota; Viridiplantae; Streptophyta; Magnoliopsida; Malpighiales; Euphorbiaceae.